This is a messenger RNA of Saccostrea echinata, 1726 nucleotides long. RefSeq names its product receptor-type tyrosine-protein phosphatase kappa-like. Gene Ontology annotation, molecular function: protein tyrosine phosphatase activity. The record is from RefSeq and is a predicted model, not a curated record. The transcript is spliced from 15 exons. Lineage: Eukaryota; Metazoa; Mollusca; Bivalvia; Ostreida; Ostreidae. Gene Ontology annotation, biological process: protein dephosphorylation. Bases 1 to 1701 code for a protein of 566 amino acids.
AUGGCUAUUAUGGGCAAAACUGUUCCCACACGUGUGGCAAGUGUAAAAUUGGAACUGUAUGCAACCACAUCUCAGGAAUUUGUCAUGAAGGCUGUCAGAAUGGAUGGAGUGGAUCAGGUUGUCACGAGUGUAAAGAUGGAUUUUAUGGAUCCAGUUGUGGUGAAUCUUGUGGAAAUUGCAAUCAAAGUACAUGUAACAAAAGCAACGGACACUGUCCUACUGGAUGUUAGGGGGAGUGGAAAGGUGUCAGAUGUGAUGGAUUUAUACGGGGAAAAUCGCUUCAUUGCAACACAAGGUCCUCAGAAGAAUACAAUUAUUGACUUUUGGAGAAUGAUAUGGCAAGAGAAUAUUGAAUGCGUUCUUAUGCUGACAAAUCUUGUAGAAAAUGGGAAGAACAAAUGCAAGGAGUACUGGCCCAAUAAAGAUCGCUCUAUGAACAUCGGUCCAUGUAAAAUUCGCCUUUUGGAAGAAACUACCUAUGCUUUCUUUACUGUUCGGAAGUUCUCACUUCAGAGAGAAAACUCAAACUCCUUGAGAACAAUCACCCAGUUCCAUUAUACAGCUUGGCCAGAUCAUGGCACUCCAGAGGAGAUAGGAAUUGUUCAGUUCCACAGAACUGUUAUCAAAAUUUACCAAGCUAGAUCUCCAUUACUGGUUCACUGCAGUGCCGGAGUGGGCAGAACAGGAACAUAUAUUGGUCUGAAUGUGUUACUACAUCAAGGAAGAGAAACGGGGCGGAUCAAUGUUUUUGAGUUUGUGAAGCAAAUGAGAGAGGAUCGUAUGAACAUGGUUCAAACAGUUGAGCAGUAUGUGUUCUUGCAUAAAGCAUUACUCUGUGGAUUUCAAGAUCUAGAAACUGUAAUUUCUGAACGUGAUCUUCAAGCUAAAGUACUCACCCUUCUGAACGAUGCAUCACCUUUUAAUCAACAAAAACUGAACAAAGAGUUUCAGUUGUUGGUGGCCUUGAAACCCUUUUAUGAUAAUGUGAUGAAAGAAGAUGCUGUGAAACCCGCAAACAGAGCAAAAAAUGUGGAUAUGAAUAUUUUGCCAGCAUCAAAAUACAGACCCUACUUAACAUCCUAUGUUAGAGGAAGUAAUGACUACAUCAAUGCAGUCUUCGUUUCCACUUUUACUAACCUAUAUGGAUUCAUUGUGACCCAGAAGCCUCUUCCUGAUACAGAGGUUGAUUUGUGGAGAUUGUGCAGGGACCAUGAAGUCGAGUCAAUGGUGGUUCUGAAUGACGGUGAAAUGGGAGAUAACUGGCUACCUAAUGGAGGAGAAAAGCUACACUGUAAUCCUUUUACCAUAAGUGCGAAAGAAAAUGGGUGUGACAGUGACGGUAUCCAACAAGAUCGUCUUCUUAUAUCAACAGACGAUUACAAAUCGUACAUUGAUGUCUUUCAAAUUCCAUCUGGAAAUGAUGAGGCUUUAUUGAAAGGUGCAAAUAUGCUUCUAGAGAAAGGAAAUGCAUCAACUUCUCUUGUCAUAAGCAGUAAUGGUGCCGGACCAGUGGGAGUAUUUUGUGUUCUACAUAACGCUUUUCAACAGCUUCGAAUGGACGGAGAGGUGGAUAUAUUAACAAGAGUCCGACAGAUACAGACUAGGAGGCCAGAGGUCAUUACAACGCUUGAAGAGUACCGCAGGUGUUACCAAUUACUUGGUGGAUCCGUUUCAUCAGAGGGGAUAUAUGCUAAUGUUUGAGGCACAAUGUACGGAGUUUCCUUCU